CCCGCACUGUGUAGACUCGGUCUCAAGCGUCCUGAGCCCAGGCCCGCGCCCCGAACCUCGAGAGAUGAAUAGAAAUAGGAGCGGGAAAGGCGCUUUCCUGCUUCCCAGUCCACCUGACCCCCUGAGGGCAGUGGGAGAGUCAACAGGCGGAGGACUAAAUCAUUAGGACCUCUGGCGCUAGGCUGAAGUCCAUAAGCCUUGGAGAGACCUUCAGCAGUGAUCUCCAAAAUAUAAAAUGACCACCCUGCCCCCACUGCCCGUGAUACGCCCAAAGCUUACAUCUUUAGCCAGAAAGAAGCUGCCAUGUUCCCCCAGCACAAUUCCAAGGUCUCAGUUGAUCAAAGAAAAAGAUGACAUAGAUCAUUAUCUGGAGGUGAAUUUCAAAGGAUUGUCAAAAGAGGAGGUUGCUGCUUACCGGAACUCAUACAAGAAGAACAUUUGUGUGGACAUGCUGCGAGAUGGUUAUCAUAAGUCCUUUACUGAGCUCUUCGCCCUGAUGAAGAAGUGGGAUGCCCUGCAGGAGACCGCGAGAGUUAGGUCCCUUUCCUGGUUGCAGAGACCCCUGGAGGAGCAGCCUGAUAAGCUGGAUCACUUCUACCACUACCUGACGAGGGCUGAGGCAGCUGAAAGGAAAGAAUACUUUGAAGACGUCUAUAAUAACUUGUAUGCACUGGCCUGUUACUUCAAUAAUUCUGAAGACAAAUGGGUAAGGAACCACUUCUAUGAGCGAUGUUUUAAGAUUGCUCAACUGAUCAAAAUUGACGGUGGGAAGAAGGAAGCCGAGGCUCAUGCGCACAUGGGACUUCUCUUCGAGGAAGAGGGUCAGCUUCUGGAAGCUGCUGAGCAUUAUGAAGCAUUCCAUCAAUUGACGGAAGGGCGGAUAUGGAAGGAUGAGACAGGCCGCUUUCUCAGCUUGUUGGCCUGUGAGAGUCUCCUGAGGACUUACAAAUUACUCUCAGACAAAAUGCUGGAAAAUAAAGAAUACAAACAGGCCAUCAGAAUUCUAAUAAAAGCUUCUGAAAUAGCCAAAGAAGGAAGUGACAAGAAGAUGGAAGGAGAAGCUUCCUAUUACUUGGGCUUAGCACACCUAGCUGCUGGAGAGUAUGAAACAGCAUUAACAGUCUUUAACACUUACAGUAAAAUCUCCACAGACCUGGAUGAUGAUCUCAGCCUGGGGAGAGCCUAUGAAGCAAUAGCCAAGGUCCUGCAGAGCCAAGGAGAGAUGACAGAAGCAAUUAAAUACUUGAAAAAAGUUGUGAAAAUUGCAAGAAAAAAUUUUCAAAGCCUAGAUGUUGUGAGAGCAAGUACAAUGCUUGGGGCCAUCUACAAUGAAAAAGGAUACUACAACAAAGCUUCCGAAUACUUUCAGCAAGCUUUUGACACAACAGCAGAGCUAACAAACUUGCGUCAAAUGGAUGAGACGAAAGUUCAUUAUGGAAUAGCAAAAGCUCAUCAGAUUAUGCCGAGAGUUAACAAUUAUAUCGAGUCUGCAGAUCUCACUAGCCUUGACUUCCUGCUGUCCUGGAAGGAAAGUAGAAGCAAAAUUGCAUGUGAACCAACUAUGGGAGGAUCUAGAAGAUCCACAAGGGAAAGUUUAUGUCAAAUCCCAGAGAAUUUGGAAGAAGAACUCAGUGGAUUUCCUGAUAAUCAAAAAACUGAGACUUAAACCAGCUUUGGACUCAGCAAUGAAGCAAGAAGAAAUUUAUCAUGUCACCUUUGUCUUCAUAACUAUAAUAGGAAUAUGUUUCAAAUUAAUACAGAUAGAAUUGUAAUAAAACUAUGACUAUGUUUAGAUUGGA
Molecule: messenger RNA, 1799 nt
Organism: Canis lupus familiaris (dog)
Lineage: Eukaryota; Metazoa; Chordata; Mammalia; Carnivora; Canidae
Gene: TTC29
Product: tetratricopeptide repeat domain 29
Exons: 13
Coding region: 236-1666 (476 amino acids)
Molecular function (GO): protein binding
Source: RefSeq, a predicted model, not a curated record